AUGUGCAUACCCCGAGACCGAUGGCUGACCUUAACUCCCAGUUUCAGAUUGCUCCUGGCGCUCUCGUUUCUCGCAGAAGCCUGCGUGAAGCAUACCACUCAGGUGAGAGCCGUGCAGCCACGCGUGGCGAUCUGUCUCAUUGGCGGUGCCCGUCACUUUGAGCUCACAGCGACAUCCCUCAAGCGGCACGUCCUAUCAGCGUACCCAGCUUCGCACGCGUUCAUCAUCGCAUCACUGGAUGGGGACGCCAAGAAGCUCGCGCUGCUGGCGGCCCAUCCUGCUGUGGUGUCUGUGUCUGUGAGGCGGCAAGUGCGGAUCAAUGAGAGUCGCUUCCCCACUCACGUGCUGGCCGUGCCCAGUGUCCAGGGCCAGCUGCAUCAGUUUCUCAAAGUUGAGCAAUGUGUCACAGCCAUCAGGUCAUUCGAGCAUGACCAUCGGUUCAAGUACAAAUGGGUACUCUGGACUAGACUUGACACGUACUGGACCGCCCCUCCUCCACCGCUGGAUUUGCUUGAUCCAACGGCCUACAUUGUGCCAUGUGGCAGUCCGUGGGGUGGCCUCAAUGACCGCUUCGGCAUGGCUCGGCGGGACAUAGCGUUGGGCGCUUUGAAGCGCCUGUCAUCCCUCCACCAGCUAGCACAGGCCAACCUGUCCCAUCUAAACGGGGAGAAGGCCCUACAGCACCAGCUGCAGCUGCAAGGCAUAGCAGCCACGCCCUCUCCCCUGCCCUUCUGUGUGCUGUCCUUUCGCCGGAAGCUCUUCAGCGGCUACGUCUUUGCUCCGCUUCGUUCCGAGAGUGCUGCUGAUGGGGUUUCAUGUCGGCCCUGCCAUCCCAUGCCUGUGGAGGGGAGGUGCAACCCAUGGCGAGGGUACGAGCCAGGCUGGCAGCAUAUCUUCAUGGCAGCUGAAAUGGCUGCUGUUUCGCUGCACGCUUCCGCGGUCGUGGCUCCAGUGGCGUCGCUCUCUACGCUCCAAUCAUCUCGGGCUAUUGCAUCUUCGCAUCAAAUUUCGCGAGCGGGUCUCCGCGUCCCGUCACUAAGGAGCGCCAGCGUAAGGCCACGACGUGCCGCGAGGAUAACAUGCGAAGCGGCUGGGACCAAAGCAGCAGCAGGAGAGGUGACGGACGCGACAUUCAAGCAGCUGGUGCUUGAAAGCAACACGCCUGUGCUCGUGGACUUCUGGGCGCCCUGGUGCGGCCCCUGCCGCAUGAUCGCGCCUCUUAUCGACGAGCUGGCAGUGCAGUACGCAGGCAAGAUGGCCUGCUACAAGCUCAACACGGAUGACAGCCCUGGCGUGCCCACGGAGUACGGCAUUCGCAGCAUCCCCACCGUGCUGGUGUUCAAGGGCGGCAAGAAGGUGGAUGCGGUCAUUGGGGCAGUUCCCAAGGCUACUCUCGUGACCACUAUUGAGAAGUACCUGUAA
Closterium sp. Yama58-4 is the source of this 1422-nucleotide messenger RNA. NCBI's taxonomy places the organism in Eukaryota, Viridiplantae, Streptophyta, Zygnematophyceae, Desmidiales, Closteriaceae. The record is from the annotation of a GenBank genome assembly.